UUUGUAUCGGCGGUCCAAAGCGCGCACCCGUCAGCGGAGCAGAGGAGAGGACAGAAGGCGGCAGAAAGACAAAUAACGCCCAAUUAACCGAUUUUCCUGAAGCCCCGCACACAAAAUACAGCCAGGAUGUCAGAGGAAAAGCCAAAGGAGGGAGUAAAGACCGAGAACGAUCACAUCAACCUAAAGGUUGCAGGGCAAGAUGGGUCGGUGGUCCAGUUCAAAAUCAAAAGACACACACCGCUCAGCAAACUAAUGAAGGCGUACUGUGAACGACAGGGUCUCGCAAUAAGGCAGAUCAGGUUCAGGUUUGAUGGCCAGCCUAUCAAUGAGACGGAUACACCUGCACAGCUGGAGAUGGAAGAUGAAGACACCAUAGAUGUUUUCCAGCAGCAGACAGGCGGGCACUGCUAAGCCCUCACCACCUCAUCGACGGCCACCUUCAGACCACGCCCUCAGCCACCUUCACUGUCCCUCCCCUCCCCAUCGCUCCUCUCAGCCUGUUAUUAUUAUUAUUAUUAAUAUUAUUAUUUCUUCAGUUUAAAGAUGUCUGUCAUGGUUUUCUCGUCAGGUGUGUCGGGGGAGGGGGCUCCUCAGCUGUUUAUGUACUGUCUCAGCCAGGAUUGAACUUUUGUGCGUGUCAACAGUCACUCCGCCGGCCAAUCAGGACAACAUUUCCGUCUGGCACCGCAGGCAGUGAUUGGACCAACAGCGAGUCACAGCUGUUCCUGGUUUGUCAGUGCUUCUCAUUCACUCUCCAGUGAAAGCUUAGUAUCCAGUAGUUUGUCACGGUUUUCAUCCAUCAGGGGUCGAAUGCGAAGGCUCUGCAAGUUUUUGUCCGGGGGUCACAGUCAGUUGGGCAUGAAAAUGUUUUGAAGUGGAAGCACGAUCUGAACUUAAUACACACCCGCCUUCCAUUUCACUUCGCUUUCGUUUUUGUUUGUUUGUUUUUUCUUGUCUGAACAGUGACUCCUGUUCUUCUGUCAAAAAAGGUAUUUUAAUUCUCUCUGCAUUUUAGGUGCUUUUGCUAAAGAGUUCUGCAAUGUUUUUGUAUUUUUUUGAAUUUUUUUUUCUUAAGAAUUAACACCCAGGGGGCUUGUUGAUUUGUUUUUCUGUACAGAAGUAUCAGAGUGGAUGUUAGAUAAAAGUUGUGGGGCUUGGACCAAUACUCCAAAGACCGAACUUCUAUUUCAUAUUUGAUGUACUUGGAUCACUCUAAAACUGCAAGGUCAAAACUGUCACAUUUUAAGGGAGUUUGUAUUUCAUUAAUGUUAUUUGCUUCCUCUUUGACUUCUACUAAUAGAGAGGUUCUCUGUGGGUAUGCGUGGUACAGACUAUUAUUCGCUCAUACAGACAAAUGCCUGUUCGGGGGAGGGAAAUUUAAUUCAUCCUUUGUUGGAGUUGGUUGGGUUCUGGCUGUGUAAGGGUAGUUUGACGUGGAAGAUAUAACUUUUUGUUUUCUUUCCCUAUUUGCGAUAAAGUGGCCAGUGGCCUGUCCCUACGGUGUUCUUACAAGCGGCUCUGCCUGUGGGUUUUACAUUUUGGGGGGUGAACGUAGAGGGUGGGCUGCAGGUGUGGAUAACUGGAAGGUGGUUCCUUAACACUGUUUUGGGAUCAGCUGUCUCAUCUCUGUAUUGUCCUUGCGAGUGUAGGCUGAUGGGACGGCUGAUUCUAGACGUGUGUUGAAUUGGAGCAGCUUCCAGUUUGAGCAAAGAUACCCAACGUGAGUCAGUAUGUUUUUGUUAACACAAUUUGAAGACACUUUUCACCGCUGUGUCAACUGUCGAGCUGUUUUCUCGUGUAUAAAGAGCAGGUCAUUUGUUCAAAAACCCAACUUCAGUGAUGCAAACAGCGGCGGUAUGUUAAGUGGUGAUGAGUGUCUCCAAUAUUUAACAGUUCGGAGAAGGAUGCAUGCAGUUUGUUGCAUAUCGGGAGGGCAGAGAGGCCAACCAAUGGAGUUUGGGAGAUAAGUGUUCUGUACCCACAGGGCCCCGUUCUUCGUACGCAGAAAAACGAGUUGGCUUGAUUUGAUUGUCGAUGGUCUGACACGAGCUUGGAUUUUCAGUUCAGUCUGGAUAAAAAUGCAAGAGUUGUUGGAGCGCGUAGUCCUCGCGCUCAAAACCUGUGAAACUGCAAGCUCAUUCAGAGUGAGUUGGAUCAUGACAACACUUUUCAGUUACCUGAUUUUAAUUUCAUUUUCAGACGAGGCUUUCCUUCCUUAAGAGGCACUAUUGGUUCAUGUUGUUGUAACUGAACAGGGGAGUAGUCAUACAAACAAAAAAUAAAACCAGUGCAUUAAAAA
Molecule: messenger RNA, 2299 nt
Organism: Epinephelus moara (kelp grouper)
Lineage: Eukaryota; Metazoa; Chordata; Actinopteri; Perciformes; Serranidae
Gene: sumo3a
Product: small ubiquitin like modifier 3a
Exons: 4
Coding region: 127-411 (94 amino acids)
Biological process (GO): protein sumoylation
Cellular component (GO): nucleus
Molecular function (GO): ubiquitin-like protein ligase binding; protein tag activity
Source: RefSeq, a predicted model, not a curated record